Molecule: messenger RNA, 1284 nt
Organism: Myotis lucifugus (little brown bat)
Lineage: Eukaryota; Metazoa; Chordata; Mammalia; Chiroptera; Vespertilionidae
Product: SLA class II histocompatibility antigen, DQ haplotype D alpha chain-like
Exons: 5
Coding region: 37-804 (255 amino acids)
Biological process (GO): positive regulation of T cell activation; immunoglobulin production involved in immunoglobulin-mediated immune response; immune response
Cellular component (GO): MHC class II protein complex; membrane
Molecular function (GO): MHC class II protein complex binding
Source: RefSeq, a predicted model, not a curated record
CAGAGCAGCAACUGCUGAGAACACCUUGAGAAGAAGAUGACCCUAAACAGAGCCCUGAUUUGGGGGGCCCUCACCCUGACCACCGUGCUGAGUCUCUGUGGAGGUGAAGACAUUGUGGCUGACCACGUUAGGGCCUAUGGCAUAAAUGUCUACCCCUACUACGGUUCCUCGGGCCAGUACACCCAUGAAUCUGAUGGAGAUGAGGAGUUCUACGUGGACCUGGACAAGAAGGAGACUGUCUGGCAGCUGCCUAUGUUUAGUGAAUUUAGAAAUUUUGACCCUCAGGUUGCACUGAGAAACAUGGCUAUUGCAAACUACACCCUGGGCAUCCUGAUUAAAAGCUCCAACUCUACCGCUGCUCCCAAUAAGGUUCCUGAGGUGACUGUGUUUCCCAAGUCUCCCGUGGAGCUGGGCCAGCCCAACACCCUCAUCUGUGCCGUGGACAACAUCUUCCCUCCUGUGAUCAACAUCUUGUGGCUGACCAACGGGCACUCAGUCACACAGGGUGUUUCUGAAACCAGCUUCCUGUCCAAGAGGGAUCAUUCCUUCCUCAAGAUCAGUUACCUCACCUUCCUCCCUUCUGCUGACGACGUCUAUGACUGCAAGGUGGAGCACUGGGGGCUGGACCAGCCACUCCUGAAGCACUGGGAGCCCGAGAUUCCAGCCCCCAUGUCAGAGCUGACAGAGACAGUGGUCUAUGCCCUGGGGCUGGCAGUGGGCCUCGUGGGCAUCGUCACGGGCACCGUCUUCAUUAUCCAGGGCCUGCCCCCAGGUGGUGCCUCCAGACACCAAGGGCCCUUGUGAGUCACACUCCAGAAGGAAGGUGUGUUGUCAAUCUUAAGAGCAAAGGAGUGAACAUGCUGGGUGACCUGGCACUAUUCGCUGGCGACAGAAUUUGAAUAACCUUGAUAUGCAGGCAGGGCCUUAAGAUGGUGUACAAAUACCUUGCUAGUGCUCCCUUCAGCAGCACAUUUACCAAAAUCAGAACAACACUGAGAUUAGCAUGGUCCCUGCGUAAGCAUGACACACACAUUAUUGAAGCAUUCCAUGAUCUUUUACAUAAAUGCCUAACCACCGUGCUGUACACCUGAAACUAAUAUAAAACAAUAUUGACUGUCAACUGUAAUUGAAAAUUAAAAACAAAAAAUUUGCUAGUUAUAAGCAUAAUUAAUUAAAAGCAAUGGAUCCCAUUAUAUGAAAGGCACUUUUGUGUUUUGAGCCCUUUAAUGAUUUAGGAGAUUCAAACGUGAAGCUAUGGAUAAAUUUCUUUUCAUACAAUAAUUG